CCGAACAGCAGACAGAAAACGCGCCAUCCCAAUCAAUGCACCGAUGUGCGUACUUUCAAAAAAUCCUKGACCAAUCCUGGACCAAUCAAAACACUCGAUUCAAACGUCACUCCGCUACCGAUGCAAAGCGCCUGGUUUUAAAAAUGGAUUUCGAGUUCUUGAUGCCYUCGCAAGUCAAAGACACGAGAGAAUUGGAAUUUUGAUUUGACGAAGCUCCUUCAGCCCCACCAGCACGAACGUUGUAUCUUGUUGAGCUAAAAGUUUAAUUUUGGACAGAAAGAUAUCAAAUCGGGCCCCGCGGCAAACAUAUGCAACACCAUCCAAUCCCAGAGAAGGUGUCAAACAAGAKCAGUAUUGGAGUACAGACGACGCGUUCCGGAUCACAAUAGAUGCUAUUGGUAUAGUACGAACCAGGAUCUUAUACUUGACAGACAACAGGGAGCAGAACAAGUCCUCCCGUUCUUGCGACCAUGAACUCCUUUGUGAGCGCGAGACUCCUGCCUGUUUUGUUGCUGUUGGUAUCGGAAGGYGGACGAUUCCRGCACGCCCAUGCGUUCUAUUCCAAUACCAGGCAAUCGGUCCUUCCAAAGCCGCACGGGAAGGAAUGCCAAMGGCAACCAGAACAGGGGUUCCCCGGGGUCUCUCGCAAGACCGAACGCAGCAACCUCUCCUCYUCCGCGAAACCCAACGAUGCGGGCGACCAGGCGCCCCAGGAACCGCCGCCGAUCAUCGACAUCGAGCUUCCACCGGAAGACGGCGAAACAGAGACCACCACGAACUCCGCCGGUGCUCCGGAAGGGUUCGACCCGAUCCCCGCUUCCGGCGGCGAGGGAUCCCCCCCGGAGGAAUCGGAGCCCCUGGCCGCUGCCCCRUCCGCGGAAGCCGAUCCGCUGGACGACCUGGAUGCGGCGAUUGCCGCGGCGCGGGCCCCACCGGCCGGGAUCAAGAUCAACGAUCCCCUUUCGCGGGGCACGGAAAGCCGGUCCCUGAUCAACGGGGACGUCGUGUCCAGCGGRCCCGCCAGGGCGAMACGACCGGCCACGGGAGGCAUGUUCCGCGCCGGCAGCCGGGACGGCAUGUCCUUCGAGGCUCCUCCCCCCCCAYCCCCAACCAGGCGAAAAGUCGUACAGAUGGCCCGGAAGAAAGAGCCCGCGCCCUCCACCUUUCGGUCGAGCGAGCUCAGCGACAUGAACUUCGAGGCCAAACCGAUGGACUCGGCUCCCAAAAAACAGCGCGUGGUCCGGAUGGCCCAGAAGGAAGAACCCGCUCCGUCGACCUUCCGGCAGAGCGAUCUCAGCGAYAUGAGCUUCGAGGCAAAGCUCGAAGCCCUYACCAAAACCCGCCUGGUUCAGAUGGAACAGAAGGAGCAACAAGGAACAAAGAAAACGACACCGGUCGCGUCGUCCAUGUUCCAGCCCCGGGAUUUUAGGAGCAACAGCGGAACCACUAGCGACGGCAUGACCUUUGACUACCAAGCGCCUUCUCCCAAGAAGCAGCGCAUCGUCAAAAUGGCCGAAGCCCAAGAGCCGGCUCCCUCGACCUUCUCGAGUGCCGGAGGCAGCGACAUGUCGUUCGAAGCCAAGAAAGACGUUGYUCCGCCCACGAAAASAAGAGUGGUCAGAAUGGCGGAAAAAGAAGAGUACUCCCMCUCUACGUUCGAGASCACAACCAGCGAGAUGUCCUUUGAGCCCAAGGCCGAGAUCAUACCGCCCACCAGGAAACGAGUGGUUCAAAUGGCCGAGAAAAAAGAAUUUGCUCCGUCCACCUUCGAGAGCACAACCAACGAAAUGUCCUUCGAAGCCAAGGCGGAAAUCCUUCCGCCCACCAAGAAGCGAACCGUCCAAAUGGCCGAAAAGAAAGCAUUUGCGCCCUCAACCUUCGAAAGCAGGGGCAGCGACAUUUCGUUCGAGGCAAGGCCGGAUGUUUUGCCUCCCAAAAAACAAAGGAUUGUUUCCAUGGCCGAAACCGUCGCAUCACCGCCUGCCCCGUCUACGGAGGAAACCAAAUCCACMGAAGCGGAAGCGGAAASCCAACAGAUCGUGCCGCCUACGACAGAGAGAUUCGCACAGCAGGCCAAGCAAAACGAAUCUGCCUCGUUGGCCUACGAAAGCAUUGGGAGCAAAAUGUUUGAGGCACGAGUCGCCGAGCCUUCGCCGGCGCAGGACAUCSCCGGUGCAACGGACAAGGAAGAGCCCGCACCYCCGACCGGAGACAGCGAACCGCUUGCAGAAACGCAACCGGUGGCUCCCGACGCYCCGAAAAAACCACGCAUCGUCCAAAWGGCCGAAAACAAAGAASCMGCGCCCUCGACCUUCCGAAAGAGCGAUCUGAGCGACAUGUCGUUCGAGGCGAAACCGAUGYCAUCCGACGCUUCCAAGAAGAAGCGCAUUGGAASSAUGACCGAAAAGGCACAACCCGCUCCAUCGACUUUCAAAAACGACGAGAGCGGAAUGAUGUACGAAGCUGCUCCGGGACUKAUGUUCGAAGCCGCUAUUGUCGAAACGACGAAGCYAUCGGCRCCGGCAGAGGAAAAGAAAAACGAAAUCGAACCGYCACGGGUGGCGCCAGAAGAAACCUCACCUCUGGCCCAACAGGACGAGGAAGAAAGGAAGCCAGAGCCGGACGAAGCACCAACAUCGGUCGCAUCUCCGCCCCAGGAUGAAGAAACGGUUCAGGUAGAAUCAGCCGCAACUCCUYUCAAGACAGAAGAGGAGGAGGAGCCACUCGUAGAACCGAAAGCAACCACGGCUCCACCCGAKCAGGAAUACGAACCUGCUCCAGGGUUGAUGUUCGAAGCCAAAGUAGAAGAAGCUGAAACACCGGCAACCCCAUCUCCAUCCCUUGAAAGGGAGGAGACCCUCCAGCCACCAGUAGUACAAAAAGCGCCGACACCAACCCCCGAGAAAGAAGAAARAGCGGAGCCACUCAUAGUACCAGAAGAGAUUGAAGAAAUGAAAAAGAAGGAAAUUUCUGGUCCUGAGCAGCCAACAGUAGUGGAAAGCGCAACCGCAGGUACUUCCUUGGAGACUGAAACCGAAGUCGUAAACAAUCCUCCGAAGAAAAGAGUUGUUCCUCCUUCGACAACAUCAAUGUUUCGAAGCGUAACGCCAGCAACGGAUAAACCUCCUCCAUCGAGGACCAUGUUUCAAUCCAAACAACCCGUCAAGGACGAAGCUCCUCCUUCCAGGACCAUGUUUCAAAUUAGAAAACCCUUCAAGGAAACACCUGCUCCUUCGCGGACGAUGUUCGAACACAAAAAAUCCGAURAGGAAAAACCUCCUCCUUCAAAGACAAUGUUUACGAACAAAACACCCGAAAAGGAGAAACCUCCCCCUUCAAAGACAAUGUUUGCAAACAGAAUACCCGAAAAGGAGAAACCUCCUCCCUCGAGAACGAUGUUUGAAAGGAAAACGUCAGCAAAGGAGAAACCUCCUCCUUCGACAGCAAUGUUCCGUAGGAAGGWCUCCGAAUCAUCAUUCGAUACGAGAGCUGAGGCUUCUGUUGUCACUGCACCAUCGAAUUCAUCAGAAUCAACAGAAUCAACAACAGCAGAACUGACAGAAUCAGAAGGAGCCCAACAGCAAGUUGAACCAAAAUCGGCCGUAAAGAGUGAAGACUCCCCACCGACCAAGGUGCCGCGCAGCGAUAAUGUUGAAACAUCAUUUGAAACAAAAAAGUCGCCACCGACAGAAGAGAAAGCUGUUCGAUCCCCGGAGGAGAAAGAAUCACCCUCUUCCUCCAAGGCAAUUCAAAGCAAAAAUAAUGACAUGUCAUUUGAAGUCAAGAAACCAGCUCCAAAGGAACAAGUCAAACGUAUUGUCAAGAUGGCGGAAAAGAACGAAGCUCCGCCAUCGAAACUUUUCCAAAGCGACGAUAGCGGCAUGAUGUUCGAGGCACGGCGAAGAUCGGCUCCAAGUACUGUCCAGGGAGGUUCAAUGUUCGGGGCACGAACAACUAAGCCGGCAGCCAACAAACUGGAACCAUUCAAAAACUUGGUGAAGGGCUCGGGCGCUUUGAUCAGUUCGAUGUUCCGUCCGCGUACUACAGCCGGACCCUCUGCCGAGGAAAGGGAAAAGGCAAGCUUGGCCGAAGCGGCACGACAACAAGAAAAAGCGAGAGUUGCAGAACAGAUGCGAUUGGCAGAGCAAAGAAGACUCGAAGAAGAAGCAAGGCAAAAAGAAGCCAGAGUUGCAGAACAGAUCCGAUUGGCCGAGCAAGAAAGGGUUCAAGAAGAGGCUAGACUUGCGCAAGAAGCACGACUUUCAGAAGCUGAAAAGGCACGGCUUGCAAAAGUAGCGGAAGAGAUUAGAUUAGCUGAAGAACACAAAAUGGCGCAAGAAGCGCAGUUGGAUAAGAAAGCUAGGCUUGAUGCAUUGGUCGACGAAGAGGAGAAGAAACUCACUGAAACUGCUCAGCUAGUCGAAGAAGCUCGAGAAAAUGAGGAAAAGAAAGGAUUGUUCGAAGACGCACGUGCCGCUGAACAGAAAAGAGAGACACCUAGAGUUGCAAAAGCGUCUCAACUGGCCGAGGAUGUACAAGAGAAAACGCCAAUGAUCAAAGUUCCUCGCACAGCCUCUUCGAAGAAAAUCAAACGCAAAGACACAGGGAUUGGUGUUGAAAUAAGCCUCGGCAGCCCACCAGCUCGAAGAUUGGUCAAGAUGACAGAAAAGAAAGACUURCCSCUCCAAAAGGCUGUACGAGGCACCGAAUCUUCAAAGCCACGCGAGAUAAUUCAGAAUAUUUCAAAGACACCAGAGAAGAAAGUGGCACCUAGUCCAAAGGCAUUCCAGGGUUCGAAUGAUAGCAUGUCAUUUACAGUUCAGCCUGCCAGAACAAGGGUUGUGAAAGCUUCAGAAAGAAAAGAAGUGGCUGUCUCGGAGUCAAAUCCAUCAAACGGAUCCAAAGCAAAAGUAACCGACGCCAAUAACUCAGCUUUGUUUCAGCGGGGAAGCAAARAGGCUACAUUUGAUAGCGAUGGAUCGCAAUUUGUCUAUCAGAGUACGAAGGAAAAAAGAUUAUUUCUGGCACAAAAAGUUGCAGCUCAAAUGUUCAAAGCGCAAGAAAGUGCUCCCGCUACACUUGAAAGYAGURACGAUGGUAUGAACAUGGUCAUAACAGGAAGAAAGCCAACGAGAAAAGUGAGAAAGGCAACCGAUGAUAGUAUAUCUGGCAAUCGUUCGAAUACCGAUGGUGACCUCGCUUCAAAGAAUUUGCCUCAAGAUAUCCCUGGAAACUCGGACAACGACAGCAUGAAGAUGGCUAGUUUUAUCGCAAAUAAUUURAGCAAACAAGCACCCGCUUUUGGCAGCAUCCAGCAGUCGAAAAUGGAUGUUGGUUCGGCAAAGAUAGCUACCACUGAUGUUCAGAAAUUUGCGAAAUUUGUCAGUGAUGGAUUGCAAAUGGUAAAUGCAGAAUCCCAAAAGAAAAAGAAAGUAGUAACACUGGAAGAAGCAAGACGGGAGAGAAAGGAACGCAAACGGAAAAAGAUCUUUGGGUUUGAGAUCGGUCCGUCUGAAGAAGAAAUUGCCGCGCAGUUAAUGGAGGGUGGGAAACAUCUCGCCGUUGAGGGCGGAAAACAACUUGCAAAGUUUACUAGUGACGGCCUUAACAUGGUGUACCGUGCUGCAGAAAAGCAAACCAAGGAAUAUAUUUCAUCGUCAGUAGYGAAAUCGGCUAMAAGUAAAGACUCAUCUCACGCGAAGAAAAAUAAACAUGUUUCAAACGAAGUGAAUCCCGCCCUUUUUUUUGCCACAAGCGACGAUACCUCUAUGAAAAAGAAAGCAGAAACGCAAAAAUCUUCCGCAGUUGCUCCAUCAGAAUCUUCCUCUGCGGCUCACGGCGGGAAGAAGGGCGAGAACGACGCCAAAACAAAGAAGGCGAGUUCAGCGAUUGAUACUCCAAAACCUUUUUUUGCAGUUUCCACCAGCGAAAAUAAUGCACCAAAAACAGAAAAAGCAUUCAAGGAAUCAGUAUCUUCCUCCCAUGUUUCAGUAUCAAUCGGGCAGAAUACYGAAGAACCAAUCAAAGAUGCCUCUACGUCGUCGCUAUUACGAAGUGGAGGACGUAUGUUUGUUAAGUUCGUAGGAGAUGGAUUGCAAAUGGUUCAAAAAGUAGCAACAACGAAGGAAAAGCAAUAUCGUCGGCCGCGAAAGUAACUCCGUGACGUCAGUUCAAGUUCCAGGUACCUUAACGACAAGCUUGUGUUUCACUCUCCCUUUCUGCUCAAUCUCACGUCAUUCUUUUUUUCAGUAGCACAAGAAUURUACCUCUGAUAAUUCAUGCGCACAGAAACCUACAUGAACWUACASCGCAAAUUUAUUAUUUGCUACUUCGGUAGAUUUCGUAGACACAAAGAAAUCAUUGAUGCAUAUCAUCACUCUUUUCUUWCUAUUCAGCCUURAACUGCAAUAGAUCAAUCAAGCAAGU
This is a messenger RNA of Pseudo-nitzschia multistriata, 6426 nucleotides long. The record is from the annotation of a GenBank genome assembly. NCBI's taxonomy places the organism in Eukaryota, Bacillariophyta, Bacillariophyceae, Bacillariales, Bacillariaceae.